Molecule: messenger RNA, 408 nt
Organism: Cariama cristata (Red-legged seriema)
Lineage: Eukaryota; Metazoa; Chordata; Aves; Cariamiformes; Cariamidae
Gene: TPK1
Product: thiamin pyrophosphokinase 1
Exons: 3
Biological process (GO): thiamine diphosphate biosynthetic process
Molecular function (GO): thiamine diphosphokinase activity; thiamine binding; ATP binding
Source: RefSeq, a predicted model, not a curated record
AUGGCCUAUUGCAAGCAGUCAGGUAGGGCUCUCUGUGGGUCUGGGACUGCGGCUGUCCCUGUCCCAGUCCCUGACAGCUGGGAGAUGCUGUCCCAGUUGCUUGGGGUGGCAUCUCCUACUUCAAUGAUCGAUCUGAUUGUGACUUUGGGCGGACUUGGAGGACGCUUUGACCAAACCAUGGCAUCAGUUGAAACGCUCUUUCAUGCAAAAAAUAUCACCCCUUUUCCAGUGAUAGUUAUCCAGGAGUGCUCGCUGAUUUACCUGCUUCAACCUGGCAACCACAAGCUGCAUGUGGACACCGGAGUGGAAGGUGCCUGGUGUGGCCUCAUCCCCGUUGGGAACUCCUGCGACGACGUGACCACGACAGGCCUCAAGUGGAACCUCAGUAAGUCAGAUGCCUCUGGGACG